This is a messenger RNA of Colletotrichum phormii, 675 nucleotides long. RefSeq names its product carbonic anhydrase. The record is from RefSeq and is a predicted model, not a curated record. Gene Ontology annotation, cellular component: cytoplasm. Lineage: Eukaryota; Fungi; Ascomycota; Sordariomycetes; Glomerellales; Glomerellaceae. Bases 1 to 675 code for a protein of 224 amino acids. Gene Ontology annotation, biological process: cellular response to carbon dioxide; carbon utilization; cellular response to oxidative stress. The transcript has a single exon. Gene Ontology annotation, molecular function: zinc ion binding; carbonate dehydratase activity.
AUGGCUGAAAGCGACAUUGAAAAGUACCUCAAGCAGACGCACGACCGCGUCUUCGAGAACAACCGCAAAUGGGCCGAGGAGAAGAAGAAGCAGGACCCCAACUUCUUCGUCAGUCUGUCCCAGGGCCAGGCUCCCGAGUACCUAUGGAUCGGAUGCAGCGAUUCGCGCAUCCCUGCCGAGCAGAUCACCGGCCUCGAGCCCGGUGAAGCUUUCAUCCACCGCAACAUCGCCAACAUGGUCAAUAACAUUGACCUCAACGUCAUGAGCGUCAUUAACUAUGCCGUCCGCCACCUCAAGGUCAAGCACAUCGUCGUCUGCGGCCACUACGGUUGCGGAGGUGUUAAGGCCGCCAUGACACCCAAGGACCUCGGUCUGCUCAACCCCUGGCUGCGUAACAUUCGCGACGUCUACCGCCUGCACGAGGCCGAGCUCGAUGCUAUCAAGGAGGAGGAUGCUCGCUACGACCGACUCGUCGAGCUCAACGUACUCGAGCAGUGCCGCAACGUCAUCAAGACGGCCGCCAUUCAGCAGUCGUACGCCAAGAACAAGUUCCCCAUCGUCCACGGCUGGGUCUUUGGUUUCAACGACGGUCUCCUCAAGGACCUGGAGAUUGAUCACGAGAAGAUGCUCCACGACGUUCAGAAGCUCUACCACCUCCCCGGUGCCGACUUCUAA